GGGGGCAUAAGACGGAAGAGCAGCCCGGCGGGUUGGCACGAGCGCCCGCAUCCUCCUUCAGCGCAAACCGCGGGCAAAGCUCGCUCGUCUCUUUGCGCACGUUUCCUGCCCGCGGGGGUCGGGUUGUGCUUCGGGUUGUCUUUAAGAAACCUUUAUACGUUCUUUUUUGGAAAGUUUGCGAAUCGUGGUGGGGGGGCGAGUUACCGCCGAGUUGAUCGCAUUUUCCCAGCGGACGGCGGUGCCUUCUUUCCGGGUAGAGAAAUGGUUGGCAGGUUGAACCUGCAGCCCAAUGCGUGUGAAGGAGACCCGCUGGAUAUGAGCUGCAGGGCGGAGAGAGGACUCGACAGCCCGGACUCCGGGUUGCCCCCGAGCCCGAGCCCCAGCGCCUGGCUGCUGCAGCCCGUGUGCGCGUACAAACCCGGGGGCGUGAGCCCGGUGUCCGAGGACGAGGGGAGGGGGUCUCUGGUUCCAGUUUUACCCUGCGGGUCUCUGCAGCAGCUGCAGCCUCUGUCCUACGGGGAAGGCAUAGCACUUGAUCCGCUACCGUCCAAGGAAAUAAGAUUUACCUCAUCCGUGCACUACGACUCGGACCGCCACUUCAUCCAGGGCGUGGCCCUGCGGCCUGUGGGCCAGGGCCUCGAACACUGCCGGCAGACCGUGGUGGCCGUGCCCCACAGCACCUGGCGCCACUACAAGACACAGCUGGAUUUCCAGCCUCGCCAUCGGCCCCAGUGCUUCAAGAGCACCACCAUUGUCUACCCCAAGAAAACCAGCGCCCUCUACGCCACGGAGCUGAGCUACGACUGCCGCAGACUGUCCAAGCGCUUCACCUCCAGCGUGGAGAUGGAGACGACCGCUCGCAGGGAGAUACCUCAGUGAGGGAGCGGAGACAGGUGGCUGGAGACUCGCCGCCCCCUUUACUGUAGCGCGCCCCCCCCCCCCUGCUGUGUUGUCCUUGUGUAGUUGUGUAGCCUGUUUUUCCUUUUUAAAGUAGCCUUUCCAAGCUGUGGACAGGAAGUGCUGUGGCGUCAUGGAUGUCAGUUGGAUUGGACUCUUGACUUUGCUGCUUGGUGGUUUCCAGAUUUUAUUUAGUUUAUUUUAUUAUUUUUCUCACUUUUUCAAAUGUUUUUUACAAGCUGUAUAAUUGAUUUCAUUAUGCAUAGUUGUUCUCUUGUCACAUGGAUUUCUUCGAGUAUGCCAACUGAUUGUUUUUUAAAUUUAAACAAUGAGGCCUGUCUCAGUUAAAAUGAUAUGUAUCCCAUUAUAGAAUAAAAUAUAUAUAUUUUUUAAACUGCUAUCUCCGUAUGUGGUUCAAAGCUACUCGUCUAGCGCAGAGGAAGGACAAAUGUAAUGUAUAAGUUUGCCUGGACGUUAAGAAAUCCCUCCAUUACCCCACGGUGCACAAAAGGAUGUGGUGAAAAUACUGAACACGUGUUUGUUCACAGGGUAUUGUGUGUUUCUGCACGACAUAAGCUAAGCUCUUUCUCACCACUGGCUGUGGCUGCGAUUCUUGAUGUAUUAUGAAAAUGGUGGUAAAUCAAGUAGGCUUUACUGUUGAUUGGGAUGUGUAAGCGUAAAACAAACUAAUUAGAUUGCAUAGAGGGAUGAGUGUGGAGUUUACUGAAAAGUGGAUAUUGUUUUUGAUAUCAAUCACUGGCUUGGUAGUGAAAAUAAACUGCAUUCCACUGCCACUUCUUUUGUUGGCAUCACUUGGGAUUGAAUUUGUAUUUAUUCUGUUGGAGUUUCAGGAUUUUAUCAGCUAUUUACUGCGUCGCUCUAAAGUCACCCACGGGAUGAUUUUGUGAUGCCCUUCGUGCCUUAUUGAUGUGGCUUGUGAUUGGUCUUUUUGAUGUCACUUCUAUUAAAAUUUGAAAGGAUCUUUUCAUUAGUGCAACAAUUUUGUAUUUUUAAAAGUAAAUAUUUCUUUUUUUUUUAAAUAACAGUGAUAAUAACUUUGUCCAAAAAAUGACCAACAUACUCCUGUCACUACUGGUAUAUUGUGUGUAAAAUAAACUGUUCACAUGGUU
Gasterosteus aculeatus aculeatus (three-spined stickleback) is the source of this 2027-nucleotide messenger RNA. It is a transcript of the gene rflnb, whose product is annotated as refilin B. NCBI's taxonomy places the organism in Eukaryota, Metazoa, Chordata, Actinopteri, Perciformes, Gasterosteidae. Gene Ontology annotation, biological process: negative regulation of chondrocyte development; negative regulation of bone mineralization involved in bone maturation; actin filament bundle organization. Gene Ontology annotation, molecular function: filamin binding. The record is from RefSeq and is a predicted model, not a curated record. Gene Ontology annotation, cellular component: actin filament bundle.